AUGGAUAGACGAACCCCCUACACUUUGAGCGUCCUUGCGCCCAGUACAGACGGUGCUGAAGAGUCGCGCACACAGAUUCAGGCUCUAUUGCGCGAGUUCGUGCUAGAGUUCCAGCUGGAUAAUGCCUUCAUUUACAGAGACCAACUCCGUCAAAAUGUCCUAGUAAAACAGUACUACUGUGACAUUGACAUCGCGCACUUGAUCUCCUAUAACGAGGAGUUGGCACACAAGCUCACUACAGAACCUGCAGACAUCAUCCCUCUUUUUGAGGCAGCUCUCCAACAAUGCACCCAGAGAAUCGUCUAUCCUUCACAAAGAGACAUCAUCCUUCCCACCCACCAGCUUCUUCUCCACUCUUCUGCAUCUCAUAUAUCCAUUCGUGACCUAAAUGCCACCAACAUCUCUCAUCUUGUCCGUAUCCCCGGAAUCGUGAUUGGCGCCUCGACCAUAUCGUCCAAGGCAACGACUGUGCAUAUCAAAUGCAGGAAUUGCGAGUAUAGCGAGAAUAUUCACGUAGAGGGCGGGUUCUCUGCACUCUCGUUGCCCAGACGCUGUGGUCGCAAGCCGCAGCCCGGGGAAGCUCGGGAAGAGCCCUGCCCGCUCGACCCUUAUGUCAUUUCCCAUGAAAAGUGCCAGUUUGUUGAUCAACAGGUCCUCAAGCUGCAAGAAGCCCCCGAUCAAGUUCCGGUUGGGGAACUCCCAAGGCAUGUACUCAUCUCUGCUGACCGAUACCUGGCCAACCGAGUCGUUCCUGGAUCUCGCUGCACUGUCAUGGGUAUUUUCACCAUCUACCAGUCGAAAGGUGGCAGAAAGGACGCCGCUGUUGCCCUCCGAAAUCCAUACCUACGGGCCGUUGGGAUCACUACCGAUAUGGACCAAACCGUGAAAGGCAAUGCUGUCUUCUCAGAUGAGGAGGAACAGGAGUUUUUGGAAUUGAGUCGCCGACCAGACCUGUACGAUGCCCUCGCUAGGAGCAUCGCCCCGUCGAUCUACGGAAACUUAGACAUCAAAAAGGCUAUUGUAUGCCUUUUGAUGGGAGGGUCGAAAAAGAUUCUUCCCGAUGGGAUGAAACUCCGUGGAGAUAUCAACGUCCUACUUCUAGGUGACCCGGGUACCGCAAAGUCCCAACUUCUCAAGUUCGUGGAGAAAGCGGCUCCGAUAGCAAUUUACACGUCCGGAAAAGGUUCCUCCGCGGCUGGUCUGACUGCUUCCGUGCAGCGUGACCCUUCGACACGCGAAUUCUAUCUUGAAGGAGGUGCAAUGGUGCUUGCAGAUGGUGGUGUUGUGUGUAUUGAUGAAUUCGACAAGAUGCGGGAUGAAGAUCGAGUUGCUAUCCACGAAGCUAUGGAGCAGCAAACUAUCUCCAUUGCUAAAGCUGGUAUCACCACUAUCCUCAAUUCUAGGACGUCCGUUCUGGCAGCGGCAAACCCCAUAUUCGGAAGAUAUGACGACCUGAAAAGCCCGGGCGAGAAUAUCGAUUUCCAAACAACUGUCUUGUCUCGAUUUGAUAUGAUCUUCAUUGUCCGUGAUGACCACAACCGCGCCCGUGAUGAGAACAUAGCACGACACGUAAUGGGAGUCCACAUGGGCGGCCGGGGUCUUGAAGAACAAGUCGAGGCAGAGAUUCCAGUGGAGACCAUGAGGCGAUACAUCAGCUACUGCCGAAGCCGCUGCGCCCCCCGUCUCUCCCCUGAAGCUGCAGAGAAGCUUUCAUCACACUUUGUUUCCAUCCGCAAGCAAGUACACAGCGCGGAAAUAGAGGCCAAUGCCCGAUCCUCCAUCCCCAUCACCAUCCGUCAGCUAGAAGCCAUCAUCCGUAUCACCGAGUCCCUAGCCAAAUUAUCACUAUCACCUGUCGCCACAGAAGCACACGUCGACGAGGCCAUCCGCCUCUUCCUAGCCUCGACAAUGGACGCGGUGACCCAAGGCGAGGGCCAGGGCAACAAACAGCUCAUGGAGGAAGCCGGCAAGGUUGAAGAGGAGUUGAAACGCCGCCUCCCCAUUGGCUGGAGCACAAGUCUGGCAACUUUGCGGCGUGAAUUUGUUGAUGGCAAAUCGUACAGCGAACAAGCUCUCAAUCGGGCCUUAGUGGUUCUGCAAAGACGAGAAACCAUACAGAUACGUUCUGGUGGAUCGCAGAUCUAUCGGAGAGGCGUCUAG
Messenger RNA from Monascus purpureus, 2160 nucleotides. NCBI's taxonomy places the organism in Eukaryota, Fungi, Ascomycota, Eurotiomycetes, Eurotiales, Aspergillaceae. The record is from the annotation of a GenBank genome assembly.